GGCAACAGGGCUAGUAACAUCUUUAAUCCCUUCAUAAUUUUUUAUUUGAUUUAAUCUAGCCGUCAUAUCGCCUUUUCAGGUUGUUAAACAGCGUUGAAUCAUUGACAGUUUUAUUUAGUUUCAUUCUGUACACGUAUUUGGAUGUAUAUGAGGUGUAAAUAAAAGUCACCGUGGUGUAAGGAGUAGGAAGACAUCCAGUUAUUCGGUCUGAAGAUGCUUGGUGUUGGACCUCUUGCCGGUUAUAGGACAUCGUGGCGCAUGCUGAGAAUCACUCCACGUGCCAGCCAAAAUCCAUGCCCUUAUGACUUGUUAUAUUAUAUACCGAGGGUGUAUAGCUGUUACACACUACACACAAAUAAGUGUCAAAAUAUGAAACAUGCACACUUCAAGAGUCCUCAUUCUGGAGCACUUCUGCCACAAUCAUUUGAGCAGCAGCGAGCUACAUUUUCUCAGGACAAUACCCAACCUCCAAAGUCUAGUUUUUCAGCCAGGAUAAAGCUCCGAACACGACUGGCCAUGACAUUACUUGUUGGAGGUGCUAUAAUUGGUACCUGGUGGUAUGUGCAUGAGGAAAAACAGCAGAAGCUACAGGUGCAGAGGAUAGAGCAGUUGAGGAAAGUGGCCAUAGGCCAAGGAGACUUCUGCUUGCUGGACCACACCGGUCAGCGACGGACCAAAAGGGACUUCUUGGGGCAGUGGGUGCUCAUGUACUUCGGCUUCACGCACUGCCCUGAUAUCUGCCCUGAUGAGCUGGAAAAGAUGAGCAGUGUGGUAAAGCUGCUGGAUGAGUCAAACCUGCCCCAUGUGCAGCCAUUGUUUAUAACCGUUGAUCCUGAAAGAGAUGAUGUGGCUGCCAUGGCCAAGUACAUCAGAGAUUUUCACCCACGUCUGAUCGGAUUGACGGGCACACCUGAGGAGGUAAAAGAAGCUGGACAGGCUUACCGGGUUUAUGCAAGCGCUGGACCCAAGGAUGAAGAUGGAGAUUAUAUCGUGGACCACACCAUCCUUAUAUAUCUCAUUAAUCCGGAUGGCCUUUUCCUGGACUAUUAUAACCGAAUGAAAAAUGCCAUGCAGAUUGCUGAAAGCAUUCGUCAGCAUAUGAAGAAUUAUGUGACGUUAUUCCCUGACCAGCGUUAAGUGUGAUACAGGAAGAUUUGAUCACAUUUUGCAAACUAAAGUGUACCUGGAUAUGAGAGAUGGACUAGGCACUGAGUAAAUAAGCAGCAAAUAGAAACAGGCUAAAUAAGUUAAAUUUAAAUAGGGCUGACAUUUUUAAAAUGUGCCACUGAUCAACUUAAAUAUUUAUGCUGGUCUUAUUUUUUUUUUUUUAAUUAUCAUCAAAAUAAUGUAAGUAGUUGUUUGAGGUUCUGUAAGAUCUCUGAACAGUUUAUCCAAAUGAUCCAAAACAAGAUGAAUAAUAAAAAAAGAAAUUCUACA
Molecule: messenger RNA, 1437 nt
Organism: Ictalurus furcatus (blue catfish)
Lineage: Eukaryota; Metazoa; Chordata; Actinopteri; Siluriformes; Ictaluridae
Gene: sco2
Product: protein SCO2 homolog, mitochondrial
Exons: 2
Coding region: 214-1137 (307 amino acids)
Biological process (GO): mitochondrial respiratory chain complex IV assembly
Source: RefSeq, a predicted model, not a curated record